This is a messenger RNA of Penicillium nucicola, 2211 nucleotides long. Its product is annotated as putative actin polymerization protein Bzz1. The record is from RefSeq and is a predicted model, not a curated record. Lineage: Eukaryota; Fungi; Ascomycota; Eurotiomycetes; Eurotiales; Aspergillaceae. Gene Ontology annotation, biological process: regulation of actin filament polymerization. The transcript is spliced from 6 exons. Gene Ontology annotation, molecular function: protein binding. The coding region runs from base 1 to 2211 and encodes 736 amino acids.
AUGGCUGCCGAUGUCGCUCCCCAGUUUGGAGCAGAGCUAAAGGAUUCCUUCAAACCGGUCAACAAUUGGGUCUCAAACGGUAUAUCGUGGGUGGACGAAAUUCACCAAUUCUAUCGCGAGCGCAGUGUCAUUGAAAAGGAAUAUGCCGCCAAGUUAACCGCCUUAUGCAAGAAAUACUACGAUCGCAAGUCGAAGAAGAUUAGCCCCUUGAGUGUCGGCGACAACCCUACCCUGACCCCCGGAUCCCUUGAAAGCGCCUCCUUGACAACUUGGACGACACAAUUGAAUGCAGUGGAAUCGCACGCUGCCGAGCGAGACAGGUUUGGCUCGGACUUGUUGGUGCAAGUAGCCGACCCGCUUAAAAAUGCCGCAGCUCAGUAUGAAGAGAUUCGCAAGUGCCAUGUCGACUACCAUGCCAAAUUGGAGAAAGAGCGAGAGGCGGCAUAUGGAGAUCUUAAGAAAGCCAAGGGAAAAUAUGAUGGCGCAUGUCAGGAAGUCGAAUCACGCAGAAAGAAAAUGGAGUCGUCAUUUGAUCACGGAAAGAACAAGGCGCAAACUGCAUACCAACAACAAAUCUUGGAGAUGAACAAUUAUAAGAACCUCUACCUCAUUAGCAUCAACGUGACCAAUAAGCUGAAGGGGAAGUUCUACCAUGAAUAUGUGCCUGAGAUUCUUGAUGGAUUAGAAAGCCUCAACGAGACCCGAGUCGCAAAGAUGAAUACAAUGUGGACACUUGCAGCUCAACUGGAAAAGUCAUGCUUGGGAAAUAGUACUCAACACAUGUCAAAUCUACUCGUCGAAAUCCCACGCAAUAACCCCCGACUGGACUCUCUCAUGUUCCUCCAGCACAAUGUGACGCAAUUGCAGGAACCUGCAAACCUCGGCUUCGAGCCUAGCCCGGUAUGGCAUGAUGAUGCUUCGAUCGUUACAGAUGAUGCAGCAAAGGUCUUUUUGCGUAAUGUUCUGGGUAAGAGCAAGGGUCAGGUUCGUGACUUACGAGUCGAGGCAGACAAGAAGAAGCGAGAAGUCGAAGCUAGCCAGAAGGUUCGGGAAGCCAUUCAAAGUGGCAAGGACAAUCGAAACGAACUAGAUGUCGUGCGCUCUAUCUUCUAUUUGCAAGAAGCUUUGCAUGAGGUUGAUAGGAAAUGGGUGACAGCUGAAGUUGAAACCGCAACUAUCAUGGCAGUGGCCGGAGAUCUGUCGUUCGGAGCCCAGAACCAUAAUUUCCGCUCACAAACAUUCAAAAUUCCGACAAAUUGUGACCUUUGCGGUGAGCGAAUCUGGGGACUUUCGGCCAAGGGCUUUGAUUGCCGCGACUGCGGAUACACCUGCCACAGCAAGUGUCAAAUGAAGGUGCCAGCUGAGUGUCCGGGCGAGCAAUCAAAGGAAGACAAGAAGAAGCUGAAGGCUACGCGACAAGAACAAGCCGGUGCCGUGCCUACAAUUGAUAUCGACUCACCCGCUACCUCCUCUCGUCGCGCGUCACUAACCCGACAAAAUACAAUGAACUCCCUGAGCUCUGGAUACGCGGCCAGUACAACUCGGUCAACGUCCAAUGUGGCCGCUCAUCCUACUCCGGAAAAUCCGGAAGAAGAAGCUGCUCCUACUCCAGUCGCGGAUACUAAGCCGGCUGCUGCCAAGAGGCACCGUGUUCUUGCGCCUCCGCCGACGGCAUACACCAGUGCACCUCCCCCAAUUGAGUCAAGUUCAAAGCCUAAAGAGCCAAACGGCAAGAUGCUAUACGCUUAUCAAGCCACCGGCCCAGAUGAGGUCACCGUAGAAGACGGCGAUGAUGUUGUGAUUGUUCAACCAGAUGAUGGAUCUGGAUGGAUGCGUGUUCGGGCCAAAGGAAACGAAGGUCUCGUACCGACUGCAUAUGUAGAAGCCGCUCCAACUCCCUCGCCUGUUCCAUCUGCCAGUACUGGCAUGACAGACCGACCAGGCUCCGUCUACUCUAAUUCCUCCGCCUCGUUAGCAGGCAGCGCGGCACAAAAGCGUGUUGGUCCCGCGGUGGCACCGAGAAGAGGCGCUAAGAAAUUGCAAUAUGUUGAGGCGUUGUAUGAAUAUGAAGCCCGCAGCGAUGUGGAGUGGAACAUGGCCGAGGGUGAUCGCUUUGUUCUCAUCAACAAGGACAGCGGCGAUGGCUGGGCCGAUGUUGAACGUGGCGGUGUUACCAAGAGUGUUCCGGCCAACUACAUCCAGGAGGUGUAG